GGCCAGGCUCAGGCUGUCGUUGAGCCCAGACACCGACAUACAUGUAUAACAUGACUGACAUGGUCUCAUCUGUCGACGAUGCGCUUCGUUCCGGACAUUUCCCUUCGCAUAUGUAUUCAUUCAAACACGGGUCAAAUCACUGUUUUUGCUGUCACCUCUGUACCAUGCUAUCGACGUCCUCUGCUUUGGUCGCUCACUUGUAUACCUCGGACAAAACUGUUCAUAUGCAGUAGCUGUGUAUUAUUUAGAUUGUAG
This is a messenger RNA of Gloeophyllum trabeum ATCC 11539, 255 nucleotides long. RefSeq lists its product as uncharacterized. The record is from RefSeq and is a predicted model, not a curated record. The transcript has a single exon. Lineage: Eukaryota; Fungi; Basidiomycota; Agaricomycetes; Gloeophyllales; Gloeophyllaceae. Bases 42 to 233 code for a protein of 63 amino acids.